Messenger RNA from Homarus americanus (American lobster), 356 nucleotides. It is a transcript of the gene RpL39, whose product is annotated as 60S ribosomal protein L39-like. Gene Ontology annotation, molecular function: structural constituent of ribosome. The record is from RefSeq and is a predicted model, not a curated record. The coding region runs from base 16 to 270 and encodes 84 amino acids. The transcript is spliced from 3 exons. Gene Ontology annotation, biological process: translation. Lineage: Eukaryota; Metazoa; Arthropoda; Malacostraca; Decapoda; Nephropidae. Gene Ontology annotation, cellular component: ribosome; cytosolic large ribosomal subunit.
UCCUUCCCAUAUACAAUGUUUUCAGAUUUAAAUUUGGUGGGCGUCAGCCAUAGACACUAUCAGCGGUGUAAACGACGGGUCUUCCCAGUCAAGUUGUGGCAGCGUCAAGUCACGAUGGCUGCCCACAAGACUUUCCGCAUUAAGGUCAAACUGGCCAAGAAAAUGAAGCAAAACCGGCCCAUUCCACCCUGGAUCCGGAAUUGCACUGGUAACAAAAUUAGGUACAAUGCCAAGAGGCGCCACUGGAGGAGGACCAAGCUGAAGCUGUAAAUUAAUUUACAAAGUGUGGCCAUACUUCUGUGUGAACAUUUGCCACAGCUUUAGUGAACACAAAUAAAUUUAAUGGUACUCCAAAA